AUGGUAAAUGACCGAUGUUGCUUAUGGAAUGAACGGGUCACUACUGAUAUUGUUGUUAACCUUGUGUCGCCUGGUCUGCCGUUGUUACAUAGUUUAACACCAGACCAAACUAUAUGUUCGAAUAUAAAAUCGAGAAAGAAUGCAAGAAAUGUGAUUUUACGAUUAUGUAACAAAACAAUCAAAAAGGUUCAAUUUCGUGCUCGAGCGCUAUCGAUUUCGAUCAGUAAUAAUGUUAGUAAUUUACCUGAACGAAAGGCGGUGGCAUCAAUGUAUAUUGAUCGUAUAUCAGAAUUAGUCACAAAUAUAUCACAACAUGAUCAAAAUGUACCACUAGACAGUGUUGUACUACAUUUAAAGGUGAUUGUCAAAGAUGAUGAGAUUAAAACAGAAAUAAUUAAGGGAAAUGGUAUACCUGUGCUAAUUGUAUGUGCAUUUCAACCUCAAUUUCAUGUUGAAACAGUGCAACAACCGUCAUUAGAAAUACUUCGAGCUGUCAGUUUUGAAACUGAAGCUGCUAGUAUAAUCAAAGAGCAGGAAAAAUUUAUUCAACUGUUGAACGAUAUUGUAUUAGCAAAUGUUUUCCCUCAGCGCAUUCCAGCUGAUGGUAUCCUGUUUAACUUAGCUGAGCACGAGGCGACAAUGAUAAAAGAUCAAACUAAAGCUUCUUGUGUUCAUAAACGCAUGCUGGUAGGACCCGUUGCUACCGCAUUUGAAUACGAUAUAAUGAUUAGUUACUGUCAUAAAAAUCGUGAACUAUGUCACAAAAUUUAUGAAUGUUUGAAUGUUGAAACCUGUUACAAAGUGUGGAUUGAUAAAGAAAGAAUGUAUGGAUCUUUAAUGGCACGAAUGGCGGAAGGCGUCGAAAAAUCUGAAAUUGUUCUUAUUUGUAUGUCAUCCUCAUAUAAAGAAAGUGACAACUGUAAAUCUGAAGCGAUCUAUGCUAAAAAACGACAUCGUUAUUUAAUACCUUUAAUAGUGGAGCCAAAAUACAAUCCCAGUGGAUGGUUAGGUGUUUAUCGUGAUGAUUUACUUUAUAUCGAUUUUACAAAGACGAACUUUGAUGUAGCAUUCGAAGAAUUAACCGCACAACUCAAACGUUAUCGAGAUAGAAAAAAAGGUAAGCUG
Molecule: messenger RNA, 1125 nt
Organism: Didymodactylos carnosus
Lineage: Eukaryota; Metazoa; Rotifera; Eurotatoria; Philodinida; Philodinidae
Source: the annotation of a GenBank genome assembly